Messenger RNA from Aspergillus ibericus CBS 121593, 1068 nucleotides. RefSeq lists its product as uncharacterized. The annotation marks the transcript as partial. The transcript has 2 exons. The record is from RefSeq and is a predicted model, not a curated record. NCBI's taxonomy places the organism in Eukaryota, Fungi, Ascomycota, Eurotiomycetes, Eurotiales, Aspergillaceae.
AGGAACCUCAGCUAUGAGGAGCUUGCUAGACUCAAUCCCUUCUUCGACAAAAUCAUGGACCUCUGGAACAAAUCCGCGCUAGCCGCGAGCACAAUGGUAUCCUCGGAUGUCCCGUCGAUCACCUCUUCAUCGCAUUCGAUGCAUUCCGAAAAUGAUUCCUCCUUCGCCAGUGGCCAAUCGUCUACAUCACCCUUGUUGAAAGGAUGUCAAUCGUGUCUUGACCAGCAUGUCACAGAGCAGUCCCGCGUGGAGUUACAUCCCUCCCAGCACAUUGAGUCAGACUGGGUAGAUGCUUCUAUGAUUGAACCUCCCCUGAGACCGAUGAAGCCCUCGCACAAGAAGCUCUUCGGUGAAAAUGGCUGGCUUGGAUGUACCGCCGACAUGAAGGAUCUGCCGCGUGACAGGCAGAAAUUCAAGGGCUUGAGAGGAUUGGGCAGGAAGAUCAAGAAGCAAGUAGAAGAGCUCGCAGAGGAUGUGGCCAAGGCCCAUCCAAACCCUCUCAUUCAUGCGAGUCUUCGCCCAAGGAUUGUCCCCGAGUCGACCAUUCCCAUCUCGCUAGAUCCUCCCACCCAGGCCAAGCUGUAUUCGGAGAUGGAAGUCAUGAUCUGUGUCAGCGCAAACAAGUUCCUCCUGGAGCAGUACAAUGAAGGUCGCCUGUCCGAAGAAUCGAUUCGAAAGGUCACGAACUACUGGGGUGCGAAAAACAGGCCUCAGGUCAUCGAGUUCCAGUUCGACCAAGCCACCCAACGGCGACUGAUCCUGUCCAACAUCCGGACUCUGCGAUUUAGCGGGGAAUGCUCGACCAACCCUGUUCUCCUCAAAUCGAACCUGAAUAAUUGGAAGGCGGUUAGCAAGGAAAUGAGCGUUCGCACCUUCUGUGCCCCUGACAGCGCCAUCCGCAAGCAUAUGCACGACAUCCACGAGCUUCUCGAUAUGCUGGACGCCCCACUUGUCACCUAUAUCACUUUCGAGGAGUUGCAGAUGCGGACCCUGUCUCUCAUGAAGGUGCACCUGGAGAAACUUUGCCAGGCUGAUGGUGGUAAUGAGAAACUGUCUCAAUCAAGUUAG